UUUUAUUUGUGGGGUGAUGGUAUAAAUCUACAAUAUAUUAAUACCUGAAAAUAAAGGAAGGGUGGCUUUCAUUUUGUUUGGUUUCUUGGUUGAUAAAUCAUUAUUUUUUUCUUGAAUAUUAUGUCAUCUGAGGAUAUUUAUUUCUGGGUUUAAGGUUGGCAGAAUUUUGGAAUGAUGAAGCUCAGGAAUGGCAAUGCUGUGGAGGUAUUAAGAAAAGACCAUGAUCCAUGUGGCUCCUGGUUUCCUGGAACUGUAAUUUCAGUGUGUCGAAAUCACUAUGUUGUUAAGUACAAAUUCCUUAUGAACCACAAAGGAGAGCAAGUUUUGGAGAAUGUUCAUGUGGAGGAUGUCAGGCCUCAGCCACUGCCUGCAACUGGGAAAAGAUGGAUGGUUGGUGAUAUAGCGGAGGUGUUUGAUUCUCAUUGUUGGAGGGUAGGCAAAGUUGCGAAAGUGGUGCAGAAGAACUGCUUUGUCAUAAGAUUCUUUGGGGCCUUUCAACUUAAAGGAUUUCAUGAAUCUAACAUGAGAAUUCGACAAUCUUGGCAUAAUAACAAGUGGUCAGUCAUCAGGGAGGUUGCUCGAGAUAAACAAUUUAAAGCUCAAAAUCUUUCAAAAUAUUCCUCAGACUUGUUUUUGAGUGUUCCAUUAAAACUGAUGGGCAAGGAAUCUCACUCCAGAGAGAAGGAUAGACACAGAUGCUAUCGGCACAGUCAAACGAGAAGAACUAUAAACAGAAGCUUUGCUUAUGAUUGUGAAGCUUCUUCCAAUGAUCUGCUUAUCGGAGAAAGCCACACGAAAAGAAAACCAAGUCCUUCGAAUGAGCAGGUAGGCGAUAUGCACUCUCCAAGAGUGAAAAUACUGGAUGUUGAAAUGGUAAAUGCUAGUAAUGACUUGUUACAUGUUUCUUCUACUCCUCGGUGGUCUAAUGAAGAUAGCAAUGGAUGCUCGAUUGCUAGCUGUAGUUCUAUCGAUUUUGCUGAUUCUCAUCAUAAAUCGUUAGAAAAUACUUCUAAGAGUUCUGAUGCCAAGUCAUCAUAUCCAACCUUAUCUGGGAAAAAACACAUGCUCUCGACUCCCAGAUACAAUAUAGAUGUCAAUAUCCAUGAGCUAGAGCUUCAUGCAUAUGAGUCAACUGUGCAGGCAUUGUACGCUUCAGGUCCAUUGAGUUGGGAGCAGGAGUCCUUCUUAACAAAUCUCCGAAUCUCCCUUAACAUUUCAGAUGAUGAACAUCUGUUCCAGCUAAGACAUCUGUUAUCAUCUCAAGUAGUGUAGUUAUUUCCUUUUCAUUUUCUCCUCAGUCAUAGUAUCAGCUUAGGGCGCCUAAGGUAAGCAAUUCUGGAAUUGGUGUAAAAUAUUCUGCUGUUCCUAAAAACAACUUAUGGGUGCUUAUCGGCACUUGAAGUCGCCUUUAAGUUUAGCUUUGAUGACAGAAAUCCACGUCUUCUAAAUGUCCCGUGACUGAAUAAUUUUCUUAUCAUGUAUUUCUAGCUCAGAGCAUAUGUAAAAUUUUUUGUUUAUAGGUCUAAGUUUGAUAUGCACUGGUUGAUCUUUUCAGUAACUCCCCUGUUCCAUUUUGUACAUGGUUUGAAUCAACAGUUUGUUUGAAUCAAUAAAAAAACUUGUUAUGGAA
This is a messenger RNA of Mangifera indica (mango), 1630 nucleotides long. RefSeq lists its product as uncharacterized. Bases 172 to 1272 code for a protein of 366 amino acids. The transcript has 3 exons. Lineage: Eukaryota; Viridiplantae; Streptophyta; Magnoliopsida; Sapindales; Anacardiaceae. The record is from RefSeq and is a predicted model, not a curated record.